GGUUCAAAAGUAGGACGAUCAUGUUUCCAUCUCGUGCUCGAAAAUUUCACGAAGGUAUGCUUGUUUCGAAUAGUGCAUGCAACGAAGAUAGUCGUGUUUCUGGAAGCUCUUAGAAAUGGCAUCAGACAGAGGAAUAUUUGUACAUUUAAUUGCUGGGGGUGCUGGAGGCACAGCGGGCGCGGUAGCGACCUGUCCGCUCGAAGUGGUGAAGACGCGCUUACAGUCCUCCCUGGGAACGUCACUGACGGCAUCUCACCCCGCAUUUCGUCCAUCCCACAAUACCGUGCUGGCGGCCCAUGCAGCUGGUAUCCACACGAGUCAGGGGGCAGUAAUACCUCUCAUGAGAUCACCGACCGGGAGUCUAAGAUAUUGUCUGGCACAUAUCCUAGAAACUGAGGGUGUUCAAGGUCUCUUUAAGGGUUUAGGACCGAAUCUCGUUGGAGUGGCCCCCUCCAGGGCCAUUUACUUCUUUUCCUAUGCCAACAUGAAGACCUUUCUAAACUCCAGGCUAACCCCUGACACACCAAUUGUUCAUUUCUUCUCGGCACUAACUGCAGAUGGAUGCUGCAGCUUUCAAUAGAGAAAACUACAGUACGCUUGAGUACUGUCCCUUUUCUUCUCCCUCACCAGAGGGCACUAUUAACAGAGGGUACUUAAAGGUACAGUAAAGGCUACUUGGAUUUUGGCUCUGUUUGGAAUCUUUACCACUGUGGAAGAUAUUGCAAUAUUGAUGCAUGGAUGUACAAUAAGCUACAAUGUAGGCCUUAAAUUUAAAAAUGAAACCCUUCAAGAUUUUUCACAAGACCCCUUUUCAGGACAGAAAAACUUGCAUUAUUGGCAUUCAUGCAUCAGUUUCGCAAAUCAACAGCAAAAGAGAAAACUAUAAAAGGGAAUACCUUUGAAAUUGCACAGAAAUUGAGAAUAGGAGUAGGAAGUUGACAUCACUCAACUCACAUUAUUAACAGUGUGCCAUACAUACAUUGACAUACAAAACUACAAAUAUUGUUUACAU
Messenger RNA from Saccostrea cuccullata (small rock oyster), 1012 nucleotides. Its product is annotated as solute carrier family 25 member 36-like. Gene Ontology annotation, molecular function: pyrimidine nucleotide transmembrane transporter activity. Gene Ontology annotation, biological process: pyrimidine nucleotide import into mitochondrion. The record is from RefSeq and is a predicted model, not a curated record. Lineage: Eukaryota; Metazoa; Mollusca; Bivalvia; Ostreida; Ostreidae. The coding region runs from base 116 to 580 and encodes 154 amino acids. The transcript has 5 exons. Gene Ontology annotation, cellular component: mitochondrion.